GCUUCUUUAGAGUCAGCCUUGGUUCUCUGCUCGGAAUCUAAUACCUAAGGUAAAGACGGAGGUCUGCAUAUGUCAUUGCAUCUCGAACACCUCCAUACGGGUAAACCCAGGCAUCCAGAACUUUCCUUCAGGACUUACCGCUCUUAGUCCAGAUUGGCUUGACUUCAUAAACGACACUUCUUUAUCCACCUACCUACCCUUAGGUGGCCCAAAUCAGUCUCGUGUGGGGCUGAUCUGUAAAACACUUCCCAGAAUUCCUUGCUAUCCACGCGCGAUCUUCUACAGAAACUAUAACUCCCAGAGGUCUAUGCGCGUUCUCAGGGGCGGGGCAAUUGGCAGCGACUCCCUCUAAGGGAUGGCAGAACCUGCUGGAUCUCGGCGACGCUCGCUGUACAAACAGGUGGGCUCGGCGUCCUGGAAAGAGGCUUUCAGGCAGGGAUGCCUGGAGAGAAUGAGAAACAGCCGGGACAGGCUCCUGAACAGUUACCGCCAGAUUGGGAGCAGUAUGCCAGGGAGAGGUCAGAAUGCCCUUCUAGUGCAAGAGGUGAUGGAAGAAGAAUGGAAGUCUUUGCAGUCAAGCGAGUACUGUCCAGAGGCUUUGGCUCAGUUGAGCUUGCCAAUGGACUUGGCUGUGCUAGAGGAAAUCCAGCAGGAGCUGAUUGAUCAAGAACAGUCCAUUAUCAGCGAGUAUGAGAAGAGCUUGCAGUUUGAUGAACAGUAUCUCAGCAUCAUGCUGGCUGAGUGGGAAGCGAAGCCCCUCAUUUGUCCUGUUUGUACAAAGUACAACCUGAGAAUAACAAAUGGUGUGGUUGUGUGUCAAUGUGGCCUGUACAUCCCAUCUCAUUCUCCAGAAUUGUCAGAACAGAAGCUUCGUACCUAUUUAGAAGAUAGUGUAAAUGACCACAGUACACAUUGUCCCCAUACCCCUGAAUUUUCAGUCACUGAUGGAACAGAAGAAAAGCCCAGUCUUCUCAUGUACUGUCUGGUUUGUGAUACAUGGGCUGUGAUCCUCUAGAGCCAACCUGGACUCAUGUCAAAUCCUCAAAUCCUGUUGAAGGUGAAGAAAUAGAAAAGACAAACUUCCUUGGAGGAGAUCAAAGAAUUUUAUUGUCCAUCAUUAUGUUAUACAAAAAUCUAGAAA
This is a messenger RNA of Marmota flaviventris (yellow-bellied marmot), 1141 nucleotides long. RefSeq names its product RPA interacting protein (gene Rpain). NCBI's taxonomy places the organism in Eukaryota, Metazoa, Chordata, Mammalia, Rodentia, Sciuridae. The record is from RefSeq and is a predicted model, not a curated record. Gene Ontology annotation, cellular component: PML body; nucleus. Gene Ontology annotation, biological process: protein import into nucleus.